UCUAAUCCAACUUAAACAUACAAACACCUAAGUAAUAGAUUUAGCUGUUAAGAGGCGCGCCGAUCCAUCGCAAUCCAAAUCGUUCAAAGGUAUUUUCGUAAAGAAAGCCCAGCAAAGUAACUUAGAAGAAAAAGGGAACAGAGCAGUAUAGGAAAAUAGAGCAUAUAUAACUCCCUGUUACUCUAGGAUACUACUAUUUAAGCUAAAAAACGAUGUACAUUUAAUGAGAUAGGUUAUUGAACUAUAAACAUUACUGGUGAGCCAGUAAACAUAAUCAGAGAACAAAGAUCAGACUCAAGAGGCAUACCAUAGCAGUCAGGCGAUAGUAAGGGAACAAGGGAACCAACGUCACAAUACCGACGUAACACUGUAUAUAGGCAACACACAAACGUAAACCCAAUCUCAAACUCAAGCCGUAGAAGUUAUCGCAAUGAACGCGCGAUCGCAGGUUUUUGAUCUGACCAUGGAGGGUCGUCAGGUGGACGAGGCGGUGGCCACCAUUUUUCACACCGUCCUCUUCCACCGCUGCCUGGGCAAGUAUAUGUACACGGGCGACGCCCAGUAUUCGAUUGGCACGGUCGGCUACACGGACGUCGAUUGCAACUUCAUCGACUUCACCUACGUGUGCUGCACCUCGGACAGCUUGACACACAAGGUGAAGCGGGCCAUCAACUCGUUCAGCGAGAAACUGCGUUCCAACGAGAGCUGUGGCUCCGGCCAGAUCAGCCUGGAGUUCUUCCAGAAAAAGAAGAACCGCUGGCCCUUCCCGCAGGAGUCGAUCCCAUGGGAGGUGUGGACCGUGCACCUGGAUCUGAUCAAGCACGAAAACGAGGAUGAGAGGCAGCUGUGCCGCGAGAAUGUCUCCGAUCUCCUGACCGAAAAGGUCAUAUACAUCACUGAGCUGAUGAAUCGGCACGACUACGUGCCCAAGACGCCCAGCCAGAGCGAACUGGACCUGAUCUUCGACACAUCCUUUCCGGACGUGCAGCCGUAUUUGUUUAAGUUUGACUACUCCACCUCGGGCUCGGCUGCUCCCUCCAUGGGUAACGCCAUGAAGAAGAUCAUCAAAGAAACGCUCGCAAUGUGACGGGCUGGCGGGGGAACGCAAAUCCUCCCAUCAUUGUGUAGUUUUGGUGGCCACUACUUAGUUUCUCGCGAGUUAAUUUAUUAGUAUAUUCUUUUUUUUUCAAUCUUCUACGCCUGGUGUUUCGUUGCCCAUGACCAAGGUUGGGUCAUAGACAAGGGUGAUAGGAUGAAACGCGAAGUGAAUAAUUGUUUAUGGCAAAUGACACGUCCCUGCUGAACUAGAUCGUUUAACAUAUAGGCUUCGUCUUAAUUGUUCUGCCUUAAUACUUUUAGUUGUUAUCAUUGCUUUAGAUAUUCACAAGGUUCCAUUGACCACCGCUUAACCCACGAGCAUGCUGGACUUACAUGUCCUCGGCAGGAUUUAAAAGCAGGAGGGAGAUUUGCAUAGAUGUAGAUAGCCAUUAGCUAUCCAGAUCCCACCAAAUGUAUAAGCUAUAUCCCCUUCAUCAUCCAUGCAAAACGUUCCAAAAACAAGCUUUGAGCUCCACUAGCAAGCAGUUGCUGUCAGCCGAGCAAAUAUACUUUGUUAAUUAUAUUUUAAUCGCCAAUGUAAAUAACGAAAACGAUGCAAGCUAUGAAAUUGUGCACGGUGUGCGAGAGAAGAAUCGAGCUGAACAGAAGAAAAGCAAGCAUUAACGAAUUCAGAAACCAUCUAAAACCUAAUGUUUAGAUCGUGGCAAGUAGCGAUGAGGCGGUAGAAAUGUAUGUAUAAAAGAUUGUGAUUGUACUUGUAGUGAUUAAACUAUAGUACGGACUCCAUGUACCCAUGGAUAUCCAAUAUGUAGACAUGUAUGUAUGUAUAUCAAUGUUUAUCUAUAUGUCCAAACUAUAAAAGUAAUCGAUAAAUGUACUUUACGACUUAACUAAUAUUGUAAAAUCGAUUUAAGCGGAAUAAAUCCUUUGAAGCACACGUUCAAAGUAGAAAUGUAA
Messenger RNA from Drosophila sechellia, 2016 nucleotides. RefSeq names its product autophagy-related protein 101 (gene Atg101). Gene Ontology annotation, biological process: autophagosome assembly; autophagy. The record is from RefSeq and is a predicted model, not a curated record. The coding region runs from base 431 to 1087 and encodes 218 amino acids. The transcript has a single exon. Lineage: Eukaryota; Metazoa; Arthropoda; Insecta; Diptera; Drosophilidae. Gene Ontology annotation, molecular function: protein kinase binding. Gene Ontology annotation, cellular component: Atg1/ULK1 kinase complex; phagophore assembly site.